AUGGUGGCCGGAGUGCGGGUUCAUGACGGGUUCGAGACGGUGCCGGAUCUGUGUCGCUCUCACUCUCUCGUCGCUGUUGGGUCAACUCGGGAACGAAGCGCUUCAAUUUUUGAUCCAUCAGGUUGGGUCAACUCGGGAACGAAGCGCUUCGAUUUUUUGUCCGAUAAUAUCCUCUGCUCCGACAACGAAUUCACCAACCAGGACGCUUCUACUGGUUCUAACUCUGGAUAUCUAAGGAGAUAUCAUCUCUUGAAGGACAGCUUCUUUCCAUGA
Microthlaspi erraticum is the source of this 273-nucleotide messenger RNA. NCBI's taxonomy places the organism in Eukaryota, Viridiplantae, Streptophyta, Magnoliopsida, Brassicales, Brassicaceae. The record is from the annotation of a GenBank genome assembly.